This is a messenger RNA of Gossypium raimondii (Peruvian cotton), 1036 nucleotides long. RefSeq names its product ferritin-3, chloroplastic. The transcript is spliced from 8 exons. Lineage: Eukaryota; Viridiplantae; Streptophyta; Magnoliopsida; Malvales; Malvaceae. The record is from RefSeq and is a predicted model, not a curated record. Gene Ontology annotation, cellular component: cytoplasm. Gene Ontology annotation, biological process: intracellular iron ion homeostasis; iron ion transport. Gene Ontology annotation, molecular function: ferric iron binding; ferrous iron binding. Bases 54 to 833 code for a protein of 259 amino acids.
CUCAAUCAACAAUCUUCCUUCAUUUCUUCUCCAUUCCUAAAAACCUCUCCACAAUGCUUUUGAGACCAGUUUCAUCUUUGUGUGUGCAAGCCAAGCAAGGGGAUAAUCUAAUUUGUUCCCUUAAGGGCUCCCCUGUAACAUCAUCAUCAUCAUCUGCUCUGAGUUUUCUUCCCAGAAAACAUGGAAGGGCUUUGGGUGUUUAUGCAUCCAUAGGAACCAACAAUCAUGCACUUACAGGGGUAGUGUUCCAGCCUUUUGAAGAGGUGAAAAAGGAGGAACUUGAUAUCCCAAUCGCUCCUCAUCUUUCGCUGGCUCGCCAGAAAUAUGCUGAUGCCUGUGAAGCCGCCAUCAAUGAGCAAAUCAAUGUGGAAUACAACGUUUCCUAUGUGUACCACUCGUUGUAUGCUUACUUCGACAGAGACAACGUUGCGCUCAAAGGCUUUGCCAAAUUCUUCAAGGAAUCAAGUGAAGAAGAAAGAGAGCAUGCGGAGAAGCUGAUGGAAUAUCAGAACAAACGAGGAGGAAGAGUAAAACUACACUCUAUUCUGAUGCCCCCUUCAGAGUUUGAUCAUGCUGAGAAGGGAGAUGCACUAUACGGUAUGGAAUUAGCAUUGUCCUUGGAGAAGCUGACAAACGAGAAGCUUUUGUGCCUGCACAAUGUAGCGGUGCAAAACAAUGAUGCUCAGAUGGCCGAUUUCAUCGAAAGCGAAUAUUUAGCUGAGCAGGUUGAAGCCAUUAAGAAGAUAUCAGAAUAUGUUUCUCAAUUAAGGCGGGUUGGAAAAGGACAUGGCGUGUGGCACUUCGAUCAAAUGCUACUCGACGAAGGGGCGUGAUGCUGCCCAUAAUCACCAUCUAAAUGCUGCAUCUUUCUGUUGUUUUAGUGCUUCACAGAUGUUCUACUAUAUAUACAUAUAUGAUGAGGGACAGGUAGUGGAGAAGAAUAAAUUGUUGUUGUAAAAUAUCUAUAUCUAUAUGCCAUUGUAGCAGCCCCUUAACAUUUGCCAUGUAAGAGACAAUAAACAGCUUGGUUUUUGAA